Molecule: messenger RNA, 2956 nt
Organism: Anneissia japonica
Lineage: Eukaryota; Metazoa; Echinodermata; Crinoidea; Comatulida; Comatulidae
Product: homeobox protein Nkx-2.1-like
Exons: 2
Coding region: 131-1192 (353 amino acids)
Biological process (GO): cell differentiation; regulation of transcription by RNA polymerase II
Cellular component (GO): nucleus
Molecular function (GO): DNA-binding transcription factor activity, RNA polymerase II-specific; RNA polymerase II cis-regulatory region sequence-specific DNA binding
Source: RefSeq, a predicted model, not a curated record
UGACCAUAUCCAGCGAAGUGGCUAUUGAGAUCGUUUCGAAGAUAUCCGAAGGUAGACCCGACAGCGCUGGGAAAACACAAUAAAUCGAGGGGCUAGGUACUUCAAUACACUUGAGUGGCUUUCUCAAGUCAUGUCCCUCAGCCCUAAGCAUACGACGCCAUUUUCAGUAACGGAUAUACUUAGCCCAAUCGAGGAAAGCUACAAGAAAGCUAUGUUAGAGCCUGGAAACAACUUAACCACUAUGCAAACGCAACCCGCUUAUCAUCAUCGUUCUGCAACCCAGCACAGCCAAGGCAUGCAACCGUCUAGUAUGAACCAGUCCAGUAACCCAUAUCACAUGCCGGUCCCACAGCUAUCUCAUCCAGGUCUAGGCCCAACAUACUGUAACGGUGGAGAAUUGAGUCAUUACAAUGACCACGUAAGACAAUCGGCUGCUAGCUGGUAUGGGGCAAACCCGGAUCCUAGAUUUUCACUGUCCAGACUUAUGACGCCGCCGUCUCCAAUGAAUAUGAAUAUGAAUAUGAAUAUGAACAUGAAUAUGAAUAUGAACAUGAGUAUGGCGGGCCUAGGAGGAAUGGCCGAAAUGGGAAAGCCAAUGCUACCGACUCAGCGACGAAAACGACGCGUUUUAUUCUCACAGGCGCAGGUAUACGAACUAGAGAGACGCUUUAAGCAACAGCGCUAUCUUUCAGCACCAGAACGAGAACAUCUUGCUAGCCUUAUAAACCUUACUCCAACUCAAGUAAAAAUUUGGUUUCAAAAUCAUCGGUAUAAGUUGAAAAGGCAACAAAAGGACAAAAAUAUGCAAGAAAGUAAUAGUUUAUGUCAUCAGUCACCAAGGAGAGUAGCCGUGCCGGUUUUAGUCAAAGACGGAAAACCUUGUAAUGGAACGAGUACCGGUGAUACGCCUAGCCCAGAUGCGCGACUAACGGAUUCCGUAGAUACGAACGCGUCCGCAGAGCACAAUCCACUGAAUACACAUCAUCACCACCACUCACAUCAGACCUCUGUAGAUUCGAGCGGUCUUGCCCCUUGUUCGGGCCUAGGGUCAGGAGGAAUUCAACAGACGGGUAACAGUGCUAAUGGUUCACCCCAUGAGCACGUAUUGGCUAGCUAUAAUGGACUGAGCAAUGGCCAAGACAGUACUGCAAUGAACACCGCCCCUUUUCUCUUACAUGGUAGAACGUGGUGAUAGGAUAUUUUCAGGCCAGAAGACAAAUAAAAACAAAUGCAAAUAGACCACGAUACUUAUUUUGAUGCCAUGAUAAACUACAGCAGACUUGCAUUACGACCUCUAAAAAGAAAACAUUCGACGCCGGGCAAUUGUUACCGUUUUUCAAAGGUGUGACUUUGAUAUCUGUAAUGCAUUUUCCAACUCAAUGGCGGCCUAAAAUAAUAAUUAUUGACCGCGACGAUUGCAUGACGAAGAUUCCGCUGGCCUACAGGAUUCUCACCGACACGGAUAAAUCUAGCGGCUUUGUGGCCGUAAUACUAUGGACUUGGUGUUAUCAGCAUUCCUCGAGGGUAUAUCUAGUAAACCUAGAACCAAAACAGUUAAUAACAUUCCGUAAUGCACCAUGCCUAGUGAAUAUUACGUGGGUAUAAAUCCUUAAAAUGAACGGUAUAUCCGACAGUGUAGUCUGCUAAAGACUGGGGUUAGUGCGAGGUUUUAAGUGCACAAGAUUCCACGCAUGGUCAGUUUUUUGUCCAUUCCGGUGUAUUGGCCGAAUCUAGAUGUAGGCCUUAACCAAACGUCUCAUUAUUGAAAAUGAUUCAUUUAUGGUUUAGAUAUUUUAAAGAUGCAUUUUAGAUGAAACGCAAACGUUAUAUUAUUAUUGUCAAUUGAAUCUAUAUUUCCUCCGAAUGGUUAACCCAUCCUACGUCGACCUUGUUUAUGUGCAUGAGCAAUUUCCAUAAAAGGAAACUUUGUUAACUCGUUUUUUAUGAUAUUUUAAGCCAUAUCACAAUACCGCACUAAGCCUGGUUAAACUGAGAAUGUACUUUUUUUCAUUUGCGCGAUUUUUUUCAGAUACAGUCUUAGUACCAAACGUCCAAUAACAACACUCAGGGACGGAAAAUUCAGCAUACGACUUUUGCGUCAUAAGAAUUAAAAUCUAAAAUACCAAGGAGAGCGUCACGUAUAGGACAUUAAAUGAUUGGUACCAAAGAUACUUCGCCAAAUAUUGGUUGAAAAAUUACAUAAAAUCCUUUGGGUGUUUUUUUUCAAUAUAAAUCAUUCCUUGUAAUAAUUAUCAAGAAUUAGUCUCGUGUUAAAUUUAAAUUAUUUUGAGUAGAAAACACGGUCUCAUAUUUCUUAUUCCAUUGGUGCAAUGUUCGCAAAUCCUAUUGCAUUUUAGUUAGUAAAAUCUCAAUCGGGAUUUAUUGUUUUGAAGAUCUUCAACAAAUGUUAUCGAAUAAAUAUGUAUAGUUAAUCAUCUAUUUAUUUCUAUUUUACUCGUUUGUAUAAUUUGUUAAAAGAUAUGUAAAUGUGACUGUGGUUAUGUUAUGUCGUAAUUUAUAUUGACAGCGAAUGGCGACAGAUAAUUAGAGUAAAUUCCAAUGUAAAUAAGACGAAAUGUUUUUUUUUUUUAUUUUGCCUUGUGUCUCGCACGGUAACAUAGAUUUCUGGUAAUAAAUUAAUUAAAAUAUGAUUCUGAUUCAAAAAAUGAAAACGAAAAGUCACAACAUCUUACCAUGUUUGCAAACAUCUCUGUUUUAACUAUCAUAUUACGAGCUGUAAAAUAUUGCUAUUUGUUAACCAUACUCACGUCGAUUUUAUGCAUGUAGGCCUAUUUCUGUCUUUCAUUUUUUAUUUUUAUGCUAUUUUCAAGAAUGUUCUUUAUUGGGUUAUUUUUGUGUGGAUUUUUUUUUUUUUUUUUUGGGACGUGUACUCUGGUUCUCUUCGCAUAUGUCUAUGUGUAAUACUAUAAGGUAAUAAAUGUUGAAAAUGCUGGAA